Solanum pennellii is the source of this 2002-nucleotide messenger RNA. RefSeq names its product aluminum-activated malate transporter 4-like. The record is from RefSeq and is a predicted model, not a curated record. Gene Ontology annotation, cellular component: plant-type vacuole membrane. Gene Ontology annotation, biological process: malate transport. Lineage: Eukaryota; Viridiplantae; Streptophyta; Magnoliopsida; Solanales; Solanaceae. Bases 1 to 1680 code for a protein of 559 amino acids. The transcript is spliced from 6 exons.
AUGGCGGCGCCAUUGAGCCAAAACUUUAACGAAACGAGCAAAGAGAGAUUGAUUCCCAAAUAUUCAGAGUAUGGAUUGGAUCCAUCCUUUUACGUCGAACCCGAAGGAUUUUGGCGUCGAUUAAGUAAUAGAAUUAAGAAAUCAUGUAGUAAUGUUAAACAGGGUUCGAUCAAGGCAAUUGAUAUGGGUCGUAAGGAUCCUCGAAAGGUCAUUUUUGCUGUUAAAAUGGGUUUAACUCUUUCCCUUGUUUCGGUUAUCAUUUUCUUCAAAGAGCCCUUAUCCUAUGUUGGUACAUAUUCCAUUUGGGCCAUCCUCACUGUUGUCGUCGUAUUCGAGUUCAGCAUAGGUGCGACACUCAACAAAGGAUUCAACAGGGCUUUGGGGACAUUGUCUGCCGCAGGACUAGCUGUAGGCAUUGCUGAAUUAUCUGUUAUGGCUGGAAAAUGGCAGGAGGUUGUGAUUGUGGUCAGCAUUUUUAUUGCAGGUUUUCUUGCAACGUACUUGAAAUUGCAUCCUGCAAUGAAGCAAUAUGAAUAUGGUUUUCGGGUAUUCUUGUUGACAUAUUGUAUUGUGCUGGUAUCGGGAACUUCACAUUUUUUUCACGCAGCUGUUUCGCGAUUGUUGCUAAUUGGAGUUGGUGCUGGUGUCUGUUUGCUUAUAAAUGUUGGCCUCUACCCUAUUUGGGCUGGUGAAGAUUUGCACAAAUUGGUGGUAAAGAAUUUUAAAGGUGUUUCUACUUCUUUGGAAGGUUGUGUCAAUGGAUAUUUGCAGUGUCUUGAAUAUGAUCGGAUACCAUCAAAAAUCCUUCUUUACCAGGCCUCUGAUGACCCUGUGUAUAGCGGAUACAGGGCUGCUUUGGAGUCAACAAGCCAAGAGGAUUCUCUGCUAGCUUUUGCUGAAUGGGAACCCCCUCAUGGCCGUUACAAGAUGUUCAAUUAUCCGUGGGCUGAUUAUGUUAAAGUCAGUGGUGCGUUGAGGCAUUGUGCUUUUAUGGUCAUGGCUAUGCAUAGCUGUAUUCUUUCAGAAAUACAGGCAGCAUCUGAUUUGAGACAUAUCUUCUGCAAGGAGAUCCAGAGAGUUGGGAUUGAAGGAGCUAAAGUAUUACAACAUCUUGGAGACAAAGUUGAAAAAAUGGAGAAACUUAGCCCUCGAGACCUUCUUGAAGAAGUUCAUGGGGCUGCGGAGGAUCUACAACUGUUGAUUGACCAAAAAUCUUAUCUAUUGGUUCAGGUGGAGAACUGGGAAAAUGCAAAACAAGCUAACCAGCUUGAAGAUCCUGAACAUAUUCAGGAACUGAAAGACAAUGAAACUAAAGUGAUGGGGAUAAACUCCUUUAGUGAAGCAGGUCUCAAUCUAAGGUCUGCUCAUACAUUGAAACACAUGGAUGCUUAUACUCGAAAUUCAAGUACGAAUAUUUCUGGUGCACAAAUGUGUUCCACUGGAAACGUGUUCAAUCAGAUGGUGUGGCCAUCACGACUUUCAAUUCUUGGAGAUGUGAUUCUAAAUGAACGUGAAGUUCGUACAUUUGAAAGUGCAUGUCCAUUGUCAUUGGCCACUUUUACUUCCUUGUUAAUUGAGUUUGUUGCAAGACUUCAAAAUCUUGUAAAUGCAUUUCAACAGCUUAGUGAGAAGGCAAAAUUUAAGGAACCCAUAGAUGCAGCGGAGGCAGCUAACUUCUAGAAAUUUAGUCGAGAAAACUCAGUCUAUUUGUGCUAAUGCUCAUCAUGAAGAUGCUAUAUGCAGCACAUCACUUAGGUAAGUAUAUAAACUGUUCUUAGGAAAUGGAUUUUUCGUUCCAGGGCUCGAGAUCACAGAAAACCGAUUUAUUGAGCCAAGCUAGAGAAUUCAGGUAGAUGUGAUUACUGUAGUUAUUGUUUCAUAAAUAACUAAUGCCCAGUUGGGACCUUUUCUUAUGUAUAUUAUUAAAGCUGUAAGGCUUUGAUGAAUUAUUAUCUGGAACUGAAGUGUUGUUAUACAUGAAUUACAGAUAUUAAAUUGCUUA